Molecule: messenger RNA, 399 nt
Organism: Chrysochloris asiatica (Cape golden mole)
Lineage: Eukaryota; Metazoa; Chordata; Mammalia; Afrosoricida; Chrysochloridae
Gene: IQCF3
Product: IQ motif containing F3
Exons: 1
Coding region: 1-399 (132 amino acids)
Molecular function (GO): calmodulin binding
Source: RefSeq, a predicted model, not a curated record
AUGCUUCCUGUAAAACGACAGCAUAAAAAUGUGGUACUGGCAGCCAGAAAGAUCCAGGCAUGGUGGCGUGGAACCCUGGUGCGACGGACGCUGCUGGCAGCUGCCCUCAGGGCCUGGAUGAUUCAGUACUGGUGGAAAACUUCCAGGCUGAGGCAGGUGCAUAAGCAACUGCACAACCUGCUGAAGACCCAUAUACUGCAGGAGCAGGCAGCAGUCAAGCUGCAGUCCUGGAUCCGCAUGUGUCUGUGCCAACAACACUACUGCCAAAUGAGCAAAACGAUCUGCAUGAUCCAGGACCCAAUGAACUGCCUCACUUACCAGCCCAAUGACAUUUUACAGGUAGACCAUGAAGUCUCUUCCAAUCAGCUGGAGUUCCACAUUGAAAUCUUAUCAGUCUGA